Molecule: messenger RNA, 1191 nt
Organism: Neltuma alba
Lineage: Eukaryota; Viridiplantae; Streptophyta; Magnoliopsida; Fabales; Fabaceae
Product: transcription initiation factor TFIID subunit 8-like
Exons: 1
Coding region: 1-1191 (396 amino acids)
Cellular component (GO): transcription factor TFIID complex
Molecular function (GO): protein heterodimerization activity
Source: RefSeq, a predicted model, not a curated record
AUGAACCAUGGAGAAAGAGCUGCAGGUGAUGACUUCGGGCGAGCAGUGUCAAAGGUGGCGGUUGCACAGAUAUGUGAAAGCACAGGGUUUCACAGCAUCAAAGAGUCCGCCCUGGAGGCUUUUGCUGACACUGCAAUCCGAUACCUCUUUGACUUGGGAAAGAUGGCAGAGUUCUAUGCUAACUUAGCUGGUAGAUCAGAAUGUAAUGUGUUUGAUUUCAUUCGAGCGCUAGAAGAUUUAGAAGCAACUCAAGGGUUUCUCGGUGCAUCUGAGCCUACACAAUGUCUUGCCGGCUCUGGCAUAGUGAGGGACAUGAUUCGCCUCAUCAGUUCAGGGGAGGGGAUUCCAUUAGCUCAGCCAAUACCUCGAUUUCCAGUGAUUAAGGACCGAAGUGUCAUCCCAAGCUUCAUGCAAAUGGGUGAAUCACCACCUUCCAAGCAUAUACCUGCUUGGUUGCCGGCUUUCCCCGAUAUUCACACCUACAUUCAUACACCCAUGUGGAAUGAGAGGUCCACAGAUCCUCGAGAAGAUAAGAUUGAACAAGCAAGGCAGCGGAGGAAGGCUGAAAGGUCUUUGUUGAGUUUGCAGCAGCGGCUGCUAUGCCAGGGUUCAGCAGCAUCACCGGCCUCGAAUAUACGAGGUGGUGCUGUACAAGAUUCAGAGGGAGUUGUAAAGAAUCCGUUUCUUCAGCCUCCUAUGCCUUCAGGGGAUGUAGAUGUUUCUUCCAUUGUCUUACCCUCAAAGCUCUCAGAUGAAAUUGCUGGUGCAAAUCAUGUUUCUGUGCUAGAGGCAUUUGCUCCUGCAAUUGAGGUAGUGAAGAGUGGUAUGACCGAUGGGCAGGAAGACAAAACCAUUCUUCCUGGGGUAAGGCCUACUGUUCAUUUCAAGUUCAGGAUUGGGAAGAAGCUUAUUGGCGAAUCUUUGGGUACAAGACAGCAGAAGAGUGCUGAGCAAGAGCAAAUGGCAUCUUUAACAGGCCGAGAAGAAGAGAGAGAGAUGAAAAAAAGAGGAGAGCUGAGUAUAUUCUCAAGCAGUCCGUGGAAAAUCCUCAGGAACUUACUCUCCUGUAGAUUAGUUUACAGACUGGCUGGCUUGAUCAGUGUCCAGGGAGUGAAUGAAUUAGCUGGAUCUGGCUUAACCCGCGGCUACAUCGUUUAUGCUCAUAAAUUAAGGUCUUCUAUCUUCUGGUGA